GUUAGCGUCAGAGUGUCAGAGUGGACCUGUGUGGUGUUUAUAGUGUUUCUCUAUCGGCGGAGCGGCUCCAGCAGAGAUGUUACCGCUGUCGAUUAAAGACGACGAGUACAAACCGGCGAAGUUCAACCUGCUCUUCAAACUAUCAGGAUGGUUCCGCUCAAUCCUCGCCGACAAGACAUCACGGAAUCUGUUUUUCUUCCUGUGUCUGAACCUGUCAUUUGCCUUUGUGGAGCUGCUGUACGGAAUAUGGAGUAACAGUUUAGGGUUGAUAUCGGAUUCUUUUCACAUGUUCUUCGACUGCACCGCACUUCUGGCAGGCCUUGCAGCAUCAGUGAUUUCACGAUGGAGGUCUAAUGAUUCCUUCUCAUAUGGCUAUGUCAGAGCAGAAGUGCUCGCAGGCUUUGUGAACGGCCUCUUUCUCAUAUUCACUGCCUUCUUUAUCUUCUCAGAGGGAGUGGAGAGGGCAUUAGAACCUCCUGAUGUGCAUCAUGAGCGCUUGCUGCCUGUGUCUAUAGCAGGGCUUUUGGUUAACCUCGUAGGAAUCUUUGUGUUCCAGCAUGGAGGCCAUGGGCACUCUCAUGAUGGAGAAGGUCAUGGACACAGCCAUUCUCUGUUCAACGGCAGCAUAGGCCACGAUCACAGUCAUGGGGGGCAUGGACACAGCCACACGGCCAAGCAUGGGCAUGGACACGAUCAUGGGCAUGGGCAUGGACACGGAGGACAUGGCCAUUCACACGGGGAACCAGACUGCCAUGAUGACCACUCUCACACACCAGGCAAAGGCGCCAGCAAACAGAUUCUGCAAGGAGUUUUUCUGCACAUCGUUGCUGAUACGUUGGGCAGCAUCGGCGUCAUCAUCUCAGCCUUUCUGAUGCAGAAGUACGACCUGAUGAUCGCUGAUCCCAUCUGCUCCAUGCUCAUCGCCCUUCUAAUUGGUGUCAGUGUUGUUCCUCUGCUGAGGGAGUCCAUAGGAAUCCUGAUGCAGCGCACACCUCCUACCUUGGACCAUGCUCUUCCAGACUGUUAUCAGAGGGUCCAGCAGCUGCAGGGCGUAUAUAACCUGCAAGAGCCUCAUUUCUGGACAUUGUGUACGGACGUCUAUAUCGGCACUCUCAAACUCCUCGUGGCCCCUGACGCAGAUUCCCGAUGGAUCCUCAGUCAGACGCACAACAUUUUCACACAGGUGGGAGUGAGGCAACUGUAUGUUCAGAUUGACGUGGCAGCCAUGUAGGAAUUGGCCUGACGCAGGUGUCCUGGGACCAAAGCCCUCUGUGCUGCUAUGGGGAAGCUCACCGCCAAAACCCACCCCUUUCUCUCUCUCCUCCUUUGGGUUUCUGCUGCUCCACCACCCCCCUCGGACCAAGCUAGAGCGGUUGCAGUACAGAACACUGACUCUUACCAGGAAAACCAAACAGCAGUGAAAACAAGUUGCCAACAACGUGAUACGUCCAAGGGAAACAUCUUGCAUCAUGAGCAUUGCCAACACUGGGGCCCUUGGUCAGCAGUUCCUUUUUUUUUUUUUCUUUCUUUCUUUUUUUUUUUAAUGUCCCUCAAAGACUUUUCUUCUGUAUUUGGAGUCACCCUCUCUGUAUGGUUAGAAUGGGGUUUUACUUCUUUCUCCCCCCCCCCUUGAACCUGUACGUUCCGUAGACAUUGAUUUAAAACGAACACAAAAUGGCCUGUAACAGUAUGUGAUUCAUCAGUGCAGUACUUUCUUUUUGUAUGUCAUCUGACCUUUUGCAGCAGUUGCUUAUGCCAUCAUGCCCCUCAACUCAUCUGUACCCUGGACCUACUUAAGUGCCUUUUUUAUGGUGGAUCUCAAACAAUCUCCCAAAUGUCUCUCAAACAUCUGGAAUCAUGUUCGGCACGUUCCCAGACACACGUCCUUCGUGUCUGUUGGGAAAGGGUUAUUUCUUGCAGUUUAACAUUCCUUUGUAUUUGGGCUCUCUUUUUAUGGUGUGGUAUCAUUAGUUCUCAAAUCUGCUUGUGUCGACUCCUCCAGGAAGCACACCAGCUUUAUUCAGCCACAAAAGGAUCUGGUGAGCCACUUAAGUGUGAUUAUAAAAUUCAUAAUUUAAUGGCUUUUUUUUUUUUUUUAAACUACCCAUCUGUGCCAUUGGCCAGUACAUUUGUGCAAUGUAAUAAAUAAUUUUACAAUCAAAUUGUUUUCCUUUUGAUGGAACUUAGGGAUGUGCAAUGAUAUUGGAAUCAUGUUGAUAUCUACAUUUUAAUGCCUAAAACAUUAGACGUUUAGAUUUCCCAUAUCUGUGCAUCCCUAGUAAUUAGAGAAGUACAUGACUGAUAUGGAGAAAUACUCACUUUUUCUAUUUUUUAAUGUAUAAGUGUGAGACAUGGUGAACUGGGAUCGUGAAGUAUUUAAAGUAAAUAGAUGAACCGAAGACUGAAGAACUGUCGUUAUCAAGUCUUGACAUUGUGCGGUACUUGAUUCUGACAGGUAUCACAAUAAAUACGAACGCUAAACUAUU
Molecule: messenger RNA, 2486 nt
Organism: Pygocentrus nattereri (red-bellied piranha)
Lineage: Eukaryota; Metazoa; Chordata; Actinopteri; Characiformes; Serrasalmidae
Gene: slc30a7
Product: solute carrier family 30 member 7
Exons: 11
Coding region: 77-1231 (384 amino acids)
Biological process (GO): intracellular zinc ion homeostasis; transmembrane transport; zinc ion transport
Cellular component (GO): Golgi apparatus; membrane
Molecular function (GO): zinc ion transmembrane transporter activity
Source: RefSeq, a predicted model, not a curated record